Molecule: messenger RNA, 1882 nt
Organism: Jatropha curcas
Lineage: Eukaryota; Viridiplantae; Streptophyta; Magnoliopsida; Malpighiales; Euphorbiaceae
Product: protein NRT1/ PTR FAMILY 5.10
Biological process (GO): dipeptide transport; transmembrane transport
Cellular component (GO): membrane
Molecular function (GO): dipeptide transmembrane transporter activity; tripeptide transmembrane transporter activity
Source: RefSeq, a predicted model, not a curated record
CUAAUACAGACAUUUCAGGAAAAAAGUUGAGGACGAAAUUGGAUUUUCGGUAAAAAAUGAUAGCGAUAGGUGAACUUCUGUUGGCUUGUUGUGAAGUGCUAUUAAGUUUAGAAAUCAAACCGAAAGAAAAUGGCCAUAUUAGUCACCGCCGACAAUACUUCUCCGUUAAUGGAAGAAGACACCGUUAAUGGAUCCGUCGACUACAACGGCCGCCCAGUUUACCGAUCAAGCUCCGGCGGAUGGAGAUCAGCUUCUUUUAUUAUAGCUGCGGAAGUGGCGGAGAGGUUUGCAUAUUAUGGGAUAGCUUCUAACCUUAUAACAUACCUAACGGGUUCUCUUGGCCAGUCUAUGGCGGCGGCAGCUGAGAAUGUGAACACAUGGUCAGGCACCACCACUCUUCUGCCGCUACUAGGGGCGGUUGUGGCUGAUUCUUUUCUUGGCCGCUACCGUACUAUCAUUUAUGCUUCUAUUAUCUACAUUUUGGGACUAGGCUUGUUGACUGUAUCAGGUGCCCUAACUUCUCAUGAUGUUUCUCCUCCUUGGUCCCAAGUAAUCUUAUUCUUUUUCUCUCUAUAUCUAGUAGCUGUUGGGCAAGGUGGGCACAAGCCUUGUGUUCAAGCAUUUGGAGCUGAUCAGUUCGAUGGGCAACAUCCGAAGGAGAGUAGAGAAAAGAGCUCAUUUUUCAAUUGGUAUUAUUGUACUUCUUCUGCUGGCAUUAACUUAGCACUCAUAGCUGUGGUCUACAUCCAAGAAAAUGUUGAUUGGGUUUUUGGAUUUGGGAUCCCUUGCAUUGCAAUGGUUGUUGCACUUCUUGUUUUCUUACUUGGAAGUAGAACUUACCGGUAUAGUGUCAAUCAAAACGCGACAAACCCAUUUGUACGAAUUGGUAAAAUAAUUUUUAGAGCAGUUAAAAAUCGGCUAAGUACUCCUUCAAGCAUAGAUGCAGAGGAGGAAGCUCAUAGUUGUGGUCCUGAGCAAUUCAAAUUCCUCAACAAAGCAUUGCUAGCGCCACAUGAAUCAAUGGACCAAGAAGCUUCAAAUGUUCGUGAUGUGGAAGAAACAAAGGCGUUGUUUAGGCUUAUUCCAAUAUGGGUCACAAGUUUAUCAUAUGCAAUUGUGUUUGCACAAACAACAACUUUUUUCAUAAAGCAAGGCAGUACAAUGAACAGAACAUUUUUUCCUGGGUUCCAAAUCCCUGCUGCUUCACUUCAAACCUUUAUCGGUUUUGCAAUUAUUAUCUUCAUGCCAUUAUACGAUCGUAUUUUUGUUCCUUAUGCAAAAUCUUUAACUGGGAAUCCUUCUGGAAUUACAAUGCUUCAAAGAAUAGGAACUGGAAUGUUUGUGUCUGGUCUUUCUAUGGUAAUUGCAGCUUUAGUUGAGAAGAAAAGGCUUGAAACUGCUAAAGAAUAUGGAUUGGUUGAUUUGCCGAACAUGACGAUUCCAAUGAAUAUUUGGUGGUUGGUUCCUCAAUAUGUGUUGUGUGGAAUUGCUAAUGUUUUCACCAUUGUUGGGCUUCAGGAAUUUUUCUAUGAUCAGGUUCCAGAGGAAUUAAGAAGUGUGGGUCUUUCUCUAUACCUUAGUGUGAUUGGUGUUGGUAGUUUCCUAAGUAGCUUUCUUGUCUCUGUCAUUGACAAAGCAACAGAUAGAGAUGGAAAAGAGAGUUGGUUUUCUAACAAUCUUAACAAGGCACAUCUUGAUUAUUAUUAUUGGUUACUUGCUGCACUUAGUGUAGUAGGAUUGAUUGCCUACUUGAAUUCUGCUCGAUUAUACAUUUACAAGAGGGCAUAAUUUGUUUUGAUGCCAUAUGAAGCAGAUGAGGCAAUUGAUAUAUGUAAUAAGAUUACCUUUUUAUAUUCUAAGCUCUUCAGCUAUUUCCCUUUAA